Penicillium digitatum Pd1 is the source of this 1785-nucleotide messenger RNA. Its product is annotated as glycoside hydrolase family 47 protein. The record is from RefSeq and is a predicted model, not a curated record. Gene Ontology annotation, cellular component: membrane; endoplasmic reticulum. Gene Ontology annotation, biological process: mannose trimming involved in glycoprotein ERAD pathway; carbohydrate metabolic process. Gene Ontology annotation, molecular function: mannosyl-oligosaccharide 1,2-alpha-mannosidase activity; calcium ion binding. Lineage: Eukaryota; Fungi; Ascomycota; Eurotiomycetes; Eurotiales; Aspergillaceae.
AUGAUGUAUAACAGACACAAAACCCGACCUAUAUCAACUGCAUUCUUUCUCAUUGUCGCAACAUACUUUUUCUUCUUCUGGCUCCCUAGGAUUCAAACUUACCAAGGUCGCCCAACAAAGCCAAUCUCCAGAAAGGACCACACCGUUCGGCAUGAUGCCAUUCGUCUAGAUAAAGUCACCGAGCGAUUCCCCGUUGCAGAGUACAUCCCACUGCCCAAGAGUUCAGCGAAAAUCCCCCGCAUCCAGCAUGACUUUCCCGAAGAAACCCGCAGCGAACGUAAGGCCAGACUCAAGAAGCGGGAUGCUGUGAAGGAAGCGUUUCUUCAUUCAUGGAAUGGAUAUAAGGAUCAUGCAUGGAUGCGCGAUGAAGUGAAACCCCGCACUGGAGGGUACCAGGAUACCUUCAAUGGCUGGGGUGCCACACUUGUUGAUUCGCUAGAUGCGCUAGUGAUUAUGGGACUAGACGAUGAGCUGCAGCUGGCUCUGGAGGCUCUGGAAGAAAUCGAUUUUAAAACAACCAAGAGCAAGCAUGUGCCUGUCUUUGAGAUCAUCAUUCGCUACAUGGGUGGUUUUAUUGCUGCUCAUGACUUGACCGAGGGCAAGCAUCCUAUCCUGCUGAGAAAAGCGGUUGAACUGGGAGAGAUGAUUUUCAAUGCGUUUGAUACGCAUAACCGCAUGCCCCAAGUGCGUUGGGAGUGGACUAGAUCCGCCCAAGGCAAAGAAAUCACACCAUCAUCCCGCACAAGCCUAGCGGAAAUGGGAUCCUUGACAAUGGAGUUCACUCGCCUGACUCAAUUGACCGGUGAUCCCAAGUACUACGACGCCGUGCAGCGUAUCAUGAACGAGCUCGAGAUAGGACAAGACAAAACCCGGAUGCCUGGCAUGUGGCCGACCUGGAUUGAUACCGACCGAAUGACCUUUGACGACUCCGAAUUCACCGUUGGCGGAUGUGCUGAUUCCACAUACGAGUACUUGCCCAAAGAGCACAUUCUCCUGGGCGCACAGACGGACAAAUAUCGCCGGAUGUACGAAAAGGCCAUUAUCACAUUCAACGAGAAUCUACUAUUCAGAGGAAUGACCCAGGACGAGGAUCAACACAUUCUCUUCACGGCUAAUGUUGUCGCAAUGCGGGGUGACACGAAGACCUUCCAGUACACGCCUGACCACCUCAAGUGCUUCAUGGGUGGCACCGUGGCUAUUGGGGCUAAGGUUUUUAAUCGGCCGGAGGAUAUGUAUGUUGCCCGGGGACUUACCGACGGCUGUGUCUGGGCAUACGAUGUUAUGCCUACGGGGAUCAUGCCAGAGGUGUUCAACGUCACUCCUUGCGAGCACAUUGAUGAGUGUCCGUGGGAUGAAGAGCAGUGGAUGUCAGAUGUUAUAUCACACUCUAUUGAUACUGAGGAGGACCGCGAGAAAGCAGAAAACCACAUAGAGGCUGAACAUCUACCACCAGGCAUAACUAGUGUUCAAGAUGCUUCGUAUAAGCUCAGACCCGAAGCUCUUGAGUCCCUGUUUGUCAUGUAUCGGAUCACUGGAGAUAAAACUCUCCAGGACUCUGCAUGGCGCAUGUUUAAGAACAUUGAUAAGGCAACUCGAACUAAAUUUGGCCAUUCGUCGAUCAACGAUGUGCGUCACGUAAAACCGAAACAUGAGGACAAAAUGGAAAGCUUUUGGCUUGCCGAGACCUUGAAGUACCUCUAUCUCAUCUUUUCUGAGCCAGAUCACAUAAGUCUGGACGAUUAUGUGCUGAGCACCGAAGCCCAUCCGUUCAAGCGGCCAAACUGA